Molecule: messenger RNA, 1527 nt
Organism: Parastagonospora nodorum SN15
Lineage: Eukaryota; Fungi; Ascomycota; Dothideomycetes; Pleosporales; Phaeosphaeriaceae
Exons: 3
Coding region: 1-1527 (508 amino acids)
Biological process (GO): transmembrane transport; carbohydrate transport
Cellular component (GO): membrane
Molecular function (GO): carbohydrate:proton symporter activity
Source: RefSeq, a predicted model, not a curated record
AUGGGCAAGCUCAAAUACCCCUACGUCUGGCUUUUCUGCGCUUUUGCCGCGUUAGGUGCCUGUCAAUAUGGCUAUGAUGGUGUCUACUUCUCUGGCAUUCAAGCCAUGUCAACCUUCGUUCAGCAUUUCGGCACUCGCCAAGCAGAUGGAACAUAUGUGAUAUCGGCUUCCGAUCUCUCGAUCAUGAGCUCAAUGAUCAAUGUUGGUGAAUUGGUGGGCUCCUUGAGUGCUGCACCCCUGAACGACUUCUUUGGCCGGAAGGGGGCGUUCCUCCUGAGCGCGAUAACAGCAAUCAUUGGUACUGUCCUACAAGUCAUUACAGACCAUGAUAAAGGCCUCAUUAUUGGAGGCCGUAUCAUUCUUGGUCUAGGCGUCGGUAUCUUUUCAUCCACGAGUCCGCUAUACAUUGCAGAGGUUGCGCCAACGGAGAUCCGCGGCCCUUUGCUUGGUUGUUGGCAGCUCACACUGUCAGUAUCUCAGCUAAUAGCUGCUGUCAUAAAUCGCGGCACCGAGUCUUUGACUACGACUGCUUCUUACCGCAUCCCCACCGCCGUUCAGCUCAUCUUCCCACUACUCGUAUUGGUAUUCCUCUACUGGGUACCAGAGUCACCACGUUGGUUAUUGCGUCUCUCCAAGGACGAGAAAUGCAGCGCUGCACUUCGACUCUUGUACAAGGAUGAUAAGGCGUAUGAACCGGACGCGGACAUGAUGACCAUUCGUGGCAGUCUUUCAGCCGAAGCUGAGCAGUCGGCCGAAUCGAGCUGGUCAGGCCUAAUCAAGGACCCUGUCGAAAGACGCAAAGUCAUUUACAGCGCUGGUGCCCUGGUAGCGCAGCAGAUCAACGGCAUACAAUGGUUUUACUAUUUCGGUACUGUGUUCAGUCAAGCCAUUGGACUUGAGGAUCCUUUCUUGAUGAACAUCAUUGUUUUCACGAUUCAGAUCGUUACAGUUUUGGCUGCAGUCGUUUGCGCAAACAAGAUUCCAAGGCGGCCGUUACUACUAACUACAACGUUGAUCAUGACGGCCAGUAUUUUUAUUGUCGGCUGUCUUGGCAUUCCUGGUGGUGAUGUGAGUUCAACGUUCGGCAAGGUGAUCAUUAGCUUUGUGAUCAUCGAGAUCACGGCUUUCAACUUCGCGUGGGGACCUCUGGGUUGGACCAUCGCUUCUGAAAUGGCAGUCGGACGCAAUCGCAACAAGAUUUACGCCAUUGCUGUCGCCAGUUUCUGGAUCACAGUGUGGGCGACUGUUUUUACGCUGCCAUACCUUUACUACACGGCAAACCUGGGCCCGAAGACGGGAUUCGUGUAUACUGGCCUAUGCUGCAUCACGCUAGCAUAUGUAUGGUUCUGUGUCGGUGAAGUCACGGGCAGGAGUAUGGAGGAGAUCGAGGGCUUCUUCCGAGAUGGUAUACCAGCAAGACAAUGGCGCAUGCAGCCAAAGUUAGAUGGGAGGCUGCAUGGAAAUUCGAAAGAAAUGCUCGAGGAAAAAGGAGAUGCCAAGGGGUGGGAAGACACUGCAAGAGCUUGA